Messenger RNA from Candoia aspera, 1505 nucleotides. RefSeq names its product mitochondrial translation release factor in rescue (gene MTRFR). Gene Ontology annotation, molecular function: translation release factor activity. Bases 201 to 692 code for a protein of 163 amino acids. Gene Ontology annotation, cellular component: mitochondrion. Lineage: Eukaryota; Metazoa; Chordata; Lepidosauria; Squamata; Candoiidae. The transcript has 3 exons. The record is from RefSeq and is a predicted model, not a curated record. Gene Ontology annotation, biological process: translational termination.
UUGCCCCGAGGCGAGGGGAAGCGCCGCGACCGACCGAAGCGGGAGGCAGGUCGUCCCUGGGAAAGCUUCUCCCUACACGGUGCCCCGCUCCGACCCAGCAGCUGCUCGUGCCUAUUUACCACCUCCCCCUCGUCCUUUUCCCACGAUCCCAAGCCCACAGCAACCCUGCGAGCUAGAAAAGUCCACUUCCACCUGUUUUGAUGCCUCCAUCAAGUUUAUUUCGCUUGACAGACUCUUUGAUCCAACGGGGCUGUUUCCCUUGGACAUCAAGGCUUGGGGACAAGCGAUUCUUACUGGGCCACUGCCUUGGGCCACGGGUCCUCAGAGCAGGCAAGAAGAGCGCCGGUGAUCUUCUUCCUCUGAACGAAGCCGACUUAGAAGAACAGUUCGUCCGUGGCUUUGGGCCUGGAGGCCAAGCAACAAACAAAACCAACAACUGUGUCGUUCUGAAGCACCUUCCUACAGGGAUUGUGGUCAAGUGCCAUCAGACAAGGUCCCUAGAAACAAACCGUUUGAAAGCCAGAGGGAUCCUCCAGGAGAAAGUGGACGUUUUCUACAAAGGCCAGUCCAGUGCUGUGGUGCGGGAGAAACAGGAGUUGGAGAAGAAAAAGGAAGAAAAGAGGCAGCAAGCAAGGAGAAACCUCGAAAGGAAAAGGCACUUGAAAGAAAUGCAUACCCUGGAGGACAAAUAGGAACACGGACGGCAUUGGCUACCAUUGUCUUAUAUACGUGCCCUACUCUAACUGAUGCAUAUUUCCAAUUUUUUAAAAAGAACAGUUUAGGACUCAGCAGAGGACGGCAGUCAGUUCUUGCAUUAUUACAAUGCGCGAUGGCACCAUUAUUAUUUUUUUCCCUUUCAUUGGGGGCAGGGGAGAUCAUCGCAGGGGGCAGAGGCCUGCGCAUCAAUUUCCAGAGCCUAGCUCACGGCAUUCUUUGAGAUUUCACAUAAUUUAUUUCUCCCCCCUCUCCCUGCAUACCCUUUCACCGAGCUUCGAAAGAACCAACUACUGCUUGCCUGCAGUCAUUUGGUGGCACGCACAGAGGCAGCAUUCCAGCUUGGUCCCCGUGAUAUUAAAUUGUUAUAUCCAGUUGGCCUAGUUUAUGCAUUCGAUCGGUCUCAAAGCAGCGGACAACGUAGCACAGGAGCCAGCGCGUGCAGAACAGAUGAGCACGGCGAACCACCCACCGCCACAGGUGGUGGAACGGCAAGACGGAAUUGUCUUCUGGAACGCAGCAUUGCCAGCAUGGCACUGCAUCGUUUAAUCAGAAUAAGGUGGAUCCCUUUUUGGGGGCCCACCCCUACACACUGGAAUGAUUCUGAAUGGACAUUUACUUUCGUUUUCUUAAUCUCCUCCAUCACCAAGCCCCUGUGUUUCUCCCCUUGUAAUAAUUUUAAUUACUUGUACAUCCACCAGGCUUUAGAGCACAGGACUCUCCGCUGUCCAACGACAGAAAUUACUGAAAAUAAGCUUUAUUACGUCAAGUAAUAAAUACAUACAAAGAUG